AUGCCCUUAGACUCCUCUACAGUUGUCGCUACCAUUGAACAAUGCUGUGGCUCCUCAAGGGGCGAUGAUCUCCUCUCCAGAAUCUGCUCGAACUCGAGUGACGACCAGUCGUCGUAUCUGGGCCAAGAGGGCAUCAAGGCCGAGCGUCCGGAGGUGAUGAUCCAUUACAUCGAUCAGAAAUGA
Penicillium lagena is the source of this 183-nucleotide messenger RNA. RefSeq lists its product as uncharacterized. The coding region runs from base 1 to 183 and encodes 60 amino acids. The transcript has a single exon. NCBI's taxonomy places the organism in Eukaryota, Fungi, Ascomycota, Eurotiomycetes, Eurotiales, Aspergillaceae. The record is from RefSeq and is a predicted model, not a curated record.